UGCUCUAUAAACCAACAAAAACUUUAAAAACUCAUCACCUGGCCCAAGCCCAAGUGACCUACGACGCCGUUGCCGCGCUGAAACAAAAGGCCGCAGGGCAGAAGGCGAGGCAAAAUUGCGGAGAUUCUUCCUCGUCACCGGUCAGCAUCUCUGGACAGCGGAAGAUGGAUUCAACCGAAACUCCCUUAUCCACCUCCCCAUCCCAUUCCAAUUUCAGCCAACAGCGCCAUUUCUAUCUUGCCGUGGAUAGGCUCCAAUUCAAGAUGGAAACCUUGGUGGAUCUAUUAGGCAUGGCCGGACGGCAACCGUGUCUACGCAUGGUGGUCUGCUGCAGCACUCGUGACGAGCUCGACGCCGUCUGCUCCGCCGUCUCCCGCCUCUCCUACAUUUCUAUUGCAACUCUGUAUAGUGACCAGGCGGAAGCUGAACGACCGCGGAUUUUGGAGAAGUUCAGGCAAACGGCAAUUAAUUGGAACAAUUGCACUGCCGAUGGCGAAGAAAAGAAAGAUGACAAAGAAGAGCGGAACAAGUCUCAUAUGAUUAUUGUUACUGAUGCUUGCCUGCCGUUGCUUGGCAUGGGGGAGUCGCCUAUCAGCUCUCGAGUUUUGAUUAAUUAUGAGCUGCCAACUAAAAAGGAAACUUAUUUGAGGCGUAUGGCAACUUGUUUAGCCACAGAUGGGAUUGUCAUUAAUAUGGUGGUUGGUGGUGAAGUUGCAACUCUCAAAAGCAUUGAAGAGAGCAGUGGUCUUGUCAUAGCUGAGAUGCCCAUACAUAUCUUUGAGAUGAUGUAAAGUUAGUGGGCUUGUGGAAUGUCAAAAGCUGUAAACGUGGGUCAUGCCAUUGCAAAUGAGGCGGUUUUUCCAGCUGGUUGACUUUUUCUUUCUGAAAUUGUCUGAUCCAUAAUGGUGCCAAAUAUGUACUUGCUAUGUUUAGCUACAACACAUUUGAGCUGAAGAAGAUCUUUGCUGCUGUCAGAGCAAAAAAAUAAUUAGGUGAAAGCUUGCCCAUGUUGGUGCCUAUUUAGUAUGUUGAUGUUAGAUUUUCCUUUUCUCUUAGAUAGAACUAGGGUGCGGGAAGAUUCGAAUAUUUGGAACCUAUGGUCUGUGGUAUCCUUAUCAACUCAUUAGAUGGCUGGAUAUCAUCCUUAAAAAUUCACCAUACCAUGAUUGAUCCCAGCAGUUUCUCUCUGUCUUGAAUUAGAAGUAAAGUUGAAGUCGGUAGAGAACUAAAGCUUCUGGAGAUUGGCAGCGGGGGCUUUUCUUCAUAACACUCGUAUAAAAGAUCAAUAAUACCCCAUGGUAUUGGAUGAUUGGAACCUUCCAGCCACAAGCCUUUUACUUUGUUGUGUUGAUAUAUCCAUCUUCCCAUAGCAUCAGCAUUCAGCCCAUGGUCCCAGCUCUCGCGACAUGAAUUGAAUGUUGCAAUCAAUUUAGGCACCAAAUCAGUUCUUAGUUUCCAUGAUGAGAACAGUAAAGCUGACGUGAAAAUUUUGCGUUAUUGCUCGGCUAUUUCCAGAAAUAAGCUUCUCUCCCUCUUCGAGAUGGAGCAGUAGAUACUCUUAGAUGAACAUCGCGUCAAACGGAUGGGAAGAAAGGAGGCGGAAAGAGCGUAGACGAGAAAUGGUCCCUGCCUUCUAGGAUAGUAGGUGACUCGUAUUCCAUGAUUCUCCUCGAAAGAAUGUCCAAAGGACUUUGCAAAUGUUAUUGUCGUAUUUUAGGGAAUGCCAUUCUGGAGGAUGAUACAUCACUUUUCAAGGACCUGGCUGACCUACUUUGGGGUGUCGGGAGUGAGACUGGACCCUGGACGUCUAUUGGUGCGGAGAGAGUAGUGUGGUGGAAGACAGAAGAUGUACCCUUUAAUAUCUGGAUUUGUGACAACAAAGGAGGUUUGACAUCAAUCCAAUAUUUUAGAAUCGUACGUAAAUAAUCUAUAUCUAUAUAAAUUUGAGAAGGGAUUUUUAGCAACAAGCCUCCACAUAUUUUCCCACUACCAAUUCUAUUUGUCUAGCAUUUCACUUUUAAUUUAAUUUAUAAAAUAUAUUUCUCUUAACUUCCACAUCUACUCCUCACAUUUGAAAUUGUUGGUUACUUUUUAAAAUUAUUUUAUUUGAAACUGUUGGUUAACGUGCAUGAUAUCAUAUUGGAAUUUCAACCUAUCACGUCUUCAAUUGCCUUGUGUUAUUAAUGAUUAUACUUCAAUUAAAACUUCCAUAAGACUAUAACAAGAGAUAACAAAUAUAACACCCUUUCAUGCUUUCUUUUUAAUUUAAAUAAGUAAAAUUAUUUACACUCCAUUUUGUUAUUCACACUUCAAUAAUCAUUUUGAUCAUAUAGUUUUCAUUAAUUAGAUUAUAUGAUAAAAUAAAUGGUGGAAUUGCAAAUAAUAAAAAUUUGAGUGCAAAUAACAUUUUUCUAAGUAAGAAGUGGCUUCCACGCCUUUCUAAUUUAAAUAAGUAAGAAGUGGCUCCACUUAUAUAGGAAGUUGGUUUGAAGUUUAUUAGUGGAGGGUAAAUAAAGAGAAAACAUUGCCAAACUUAGUAAAAGUAAAAAAGAAAUGAUAAUACUUUAUCUUUUAACUUAUUAAUGCUAAGUAAAAGAGCAAAAUUAAAUAGAAAACAAAAAAGAAGGAUUUAAAAAAUCAAGAAUGGUACCAUUCAUGAAAUCACUAAAUAAAAAACAAAGUAGUGCUGGCCUUUUAACUUGGAAAUUUUUUUUAAAUAUUCAUUUUUGAUAAAAAUAAUGAUAAUAACAACACCAAUUCUACCAAAAAAUUUUAAAAAGUAACAUUAUAGAUAAAGAGAAAAAUAUAGAACAUUCGACUCUAAAAUACUACUUAAUUUGUUUAUAUUUGGCCCAAAUUUGACCCUGAUUAGAUUUGAAUAAGAGUGCAAAACCUAAACACUAAGGAUAACUUUUGGUAUCAUUAAUUAUUUUAUGUAUUCUUGUUGUUGUCUUCAUAUGUAAAUAUGUAUUUUCUAUAUUAAAUAUAUAUACAUAUACAUAUUGAUUGUAGUACUUGAGGAUAUUAUAGAUAUUAUCAGUUUUCAUUUUCAUUUUCAUUUUUAGAUAUUAAUAAUUGCAACCAUUGAAAUCAAUUUUUAAAUUUAUAUUUUCAUUAUGAUAGAUAAAGUUAAAUAUAUUGGAUCGCAGGGAUAUGAAUUUAGAGAUUGGGUAUGUGGGGAGAAGGGAGGGAAAAAAAUGGUGAAGAGUUGAAAAGUGGCGAGAAAGGUUGAAGAAAAAAUGUGGGUUACAAGGAUGGGCGGAAAAAGGAGAGAAGAAAAAAGGGGAUUGUCGAGAUAUGACCAAAAAAAAAAAAAAAAA
Coffea arabica (coffee) is the source of this 3320-nucleotide messenger RNA. Its product is annotated as ATP-dependent RNA helicase FAL1. NCBI's taxonomy places the organism in Eukaryota, Viridiplantae, Streptophyta, Magnoliopsida, Gentianales, Rubiaceae. The record is from RefSeq and is a predicted model, not a curated record.